Messenger RNA from Lachnellula hyalina, 1530 nucleotides. RefSeq names its product Transcriptional regulatory protein. The record is from RefSeq and is a predicted model, not a curated record. The annotation marks the transcript as partial. The transcript has 3 exons. Gene Ontology annotation, molecular function: zinc ion binding; DNA-binding transcription factor activity, RNA polymerase II-specific. Lineage: Eukaryota; Fungi; Ascomycota; Leotiomycetes; Helotiales; Lachnaceae. Gene Ontology annotation, biological process: regulation of DNA-templated transcription.
AUGACCUUUUGCAAUAUGAAGCCCAAAUCCGGCAAUCGUUUCAGAGUCUGUGGAACUCCUUCACGGACAGGAUGUAUUACCUGCAAAAUCCGAAGAGUCAAGUGUGGAGAAGAGAAGCCGUGUUGCAAGAGAUGUACCUCAACAGGACGGAAGUGUGACGGGUAUGCUCCUGUCAAACCUUCCGACGGUUCACGGAAAUCUCCAUCAUCACCAGCGAAAUACCCCUCACCAAGCCCCAACCUAGAUCCUGCAGAACAGCGGUUACUGUACUUCUUUCGAACAUUUACGGCACCCAAGUUAUCUGGGUACUUCUCUCCAGACUUCUGGGAAUGCAGAGUAAUCCAAGCAACCGACUUUGAACCUGCAAUUCGACAUGCCGCCAUUGCCAUUGCUGCCGUUCAUCAAGACUAUGUUGGCUGGCAACAGAGCAAGGUCUACGAUCCUUCAAUACAAUCUUUUGCCUUUCGACAAUAUACCAAAGCCAUCAGUUACCUGUACCAGUUAAUGUCGACUCAAACACAACAUUUGGAUAUCACAUUAACAGCGUGCAUUUUAUUUAUUAGCUUUGACUGUCUACUGGGAAAUCAUGAAUCAGCCAUCAUACAUCUAAAAUCUGGAUUGAAGAUCCUAGAAGACAUUAAGGUGAAGAAAGUACCUGGUGGCAGCUCUGCUCACGAAUGGGAGCGGGAAUUUUCACCACUGUUGCUCUCCCUCGGAAUUCAGGCAGCUUCAUUUGCCAACCCAAGGCAGCGGGUAGAUCGCCUAGCGCUUUGGGUUGCACUGAAGAAUGCUGGAUUAUCAGCUCAACCAACCCGGUUUUACUCUCUAGAUGAGGCACGACAUGCCCUUAACACAUUAACGGCAGACAUUACGGCCGAUAGAACGGCUGCCGCUGACCGUACAAUGGAUCGGCAAAGUCCCCACCCCAGAAGCAAUGAGGGACUUCGACACAUUGCUGCAAUGCAAGCGUGGUCAGAAACCUUUGAGAUAUUCCUCCUCGAAUCCAUGCCGGAGGAUAGAACCAUCAUUACCAAGCACGACCUAGGCGCAUCAUUACUCAAGCUUCACUCACUCAUUUUCUCCAUUGUCAUCGAGACACCGGAGCCAAGCCACAAGAAGUUUGACGAAGUCCUCGCCCAUUGCGAGUUCCUCAUCGCUGCUAAGAUCAAUUCUCCUUUUCCCAACGAAAAUCUGAACUUCACAGCAACAAUGGGUCUCAUUGCACCUCUAUUUUUCACAGUUAUGAGAUCACCAAAUCGGGCAAUUCAACAAAGAGCCGUCGAUUUACUUUCCCGCUCGCCAGGAAGAGAAGGCACGUGGGACGCCGACGAUGCACUUCGAAUAGCAGGCGAAACUGCCGAAGCAGCUGGAUAUUAUCAGGACUUCGAUCCACCAUUUUUUUCUGUAUCAGGCUCUAUGUCUCCUCAAUCGGAAGUGGGCAUGAAGAGCUUCAUGGAGGAUCGCAUGAUAUGGCCAUUCGGCGAGAAAUAUCACCCUGAUUUGACGCAUCGGGCGUCAAUGGUGCACGAG